AUGAAUGCACCAAUAACAUUCGAAGCUGAGGAUAUUGAGGAAGAUAUGGAGGACCACAAUGAUACUUUAGUUCUUACAUUACCAGUUGCAGGAUGCAACAUCAAUAAGGUUCUAAUUGACGGAGGGAGCUCAGUCAACGUCUUAUUUUAUGAUACGUUCAAACGGAUGGAACUGAAUGAUGAGCAACUGAUGUCUUCCUACUAUACCAUCUACGGAUUCAACGGCGCACCAAUGAAGCCCCUAGGAGACAUCGUGUUGGAAGUUAUGGUAGGCCCAAUGAAAGUCGAUACCCGAUUCAGCGUGGUAGAUUCUCCUUCUCCCUACAAUGCCGUCAUUGGCCGACGAUGGGUGCACAAACUCAAAGGGGUGGUAGCGACAUAUCACCAGUACCUUAGAUUCCCAACACCCAAAGGUGUAAUGGAAAUUAAGGGAGAUCCGGUCACUGCCCGCGAGUGCCAGGCCAUACAGAAUAACUCAAUAAUGAGCAAGAUGAACAACGAAAGUCCCGAAGAAGCAGAAACAAAGCAGCCGCCAAGGACAAGGCGAUCGACCAGUACCUUGAGGAAACCUCUGGAAAAAUUCUAA
Molecule: messenger RNA, 585 nt
Organism: Papaver somniferum (opium poppy)
Lineage: Eukaryota; Viridiplantae; Streptophyta; Magnoliopsida; Ranunculales; Papaveraceae
Exons: 1
Coding region: 1-585 (194 amino acids)
Source: RefSeq, a predicted model, not a curated record